Clonostachys solani is the source of this 1902-nucleotide messenger RNA. The record is from the annotation of a GenBank genome assembly. NCBI's taxonomy places the organism in Eukaryota, Fungi, Ascomycota, Sordariomycetes, Hypocreales, Bionectriaceae.
AUGAGUAUCGAUCUCAAACACAUUCCCUGCCCAGCUGGCAUCAAGUGUACAGCCUUCAUGUGCAUUUUUGGCCACGAGAGCGACAAGGACAAGCAAAAGGAGAAGCAGCCCUCCCAACCGAGCGACGUGACCCAGAAGUCAGCGCCGUCUGACCACAUUGAGUCUCGCAAGACUGCAGUAGGUAGCCAGGCUGGCACUGCUCCCCCCCAGACCUCGAAAACCGAGUCAACUGAGGCGAGAAGCCGCACUACAAACACCGCCCCGGCAACAAUUACAAGGCCGGUAUCUCCUCCGCCGCUCAAGCGCGCGUCUGCAAAACCACCAUCAGCCCUCUCCGCUACCAGUUCCCCAGCCCCAGCUCGGCCUAAGCGACCUUUAGAAGGGAGCGAGUCGAGCACAGGGAGCUCGCCAGCCAAAAAGAGGAAGCCAGAGUCGCUCAACCCUCGAUUACUCAAGAGCGCACCCGCUAGCCACGAGACUCGUCUCAAACUGGUCAAGUUGCUAAUAGCUGAGUACAAGCGUCUGAACCAGGAGCUCCAAAUGGAUGCAAGCGACGACGAGAACCGUUUAUUAUUGUCAGAACAGGAUCUGAUACACAAAGUCCUGGACGAGGAGGAAAAGACUGCCGUUGAGAAGCCAGCAGUAUACGCCAAUAUCAUGAAGAAUAGAAUCAUGCAGUACAAGCGCAUGCCUGUCUCUCAGUGGAAAACAAAAAGAGAAGAAGAAAGAGCCACGGAACUGAGCAAGUCCAGCAGCGGCGACGGGAUGAAUAUCCCCAAGUUCGUCGAAACAGGCCUGGCGCCUGCUCUGGAAGUUGAGCUUCUGCAGCGUCUGCUCACCCCGAUCACGGACCUAACUCAGCAUGGAUAUGUGCCGACAGUUCCCUCAGAGGAAGCCAUAAAGAAGGCCCAGGAAGGCAGGGAGGCGGGCAAGGGCUGGGAGAAGUGUGAUCGCUGCCAGGCGCGUUUCCAGGUCUUCCCAGGACGACGCGUAGAAGACGGAGCCCUCACUUCUGGCGGAAGUUGCAGGUUCCACUGGGGAAAGACUUAUCUUCCAGCCAAAACGCCAGGCGACAGGACAAAGAUCCCGAAACGGUAUCGUUGCUGCAACGAGGAUGUUGGCGAAUCGGCAGGGUGCACCACAAUGGUAAACCAUGUCUACAAGGUCAACGACCCCAAGACCCUGGCGUCCAUUUUGAACUACGUGGAAACACCGGACAACCCCUCGGCGCCAAAGGACAGAGCAGUGGGAUUCGACUGCGAGAUGGGGUACACUGUACACGGGCUGGAGCUCAUCCGGUUGACAGCCGUCGCCUGGCCUUCCGGAAAAGAGCUCCUGGAUAUUUUAGUCCGGCCUUUGGGAGAUAUUCUGGACCUGAACUCACGCUUCUCGGGCGUAUGGCCGGAAGACAUGGCCCAGGCCAAGUCUUGGUCUCCUACCGACGAUCCUUCAGAGCUGGCUAAGAGCAGCUCGGACGGGGGAAGCGAAGACGGCGAAGUCAGAUCUCGUAAGAAGGAUCUCAGGAUCGUCUCCUCCCCUGAGGUGGCCCGCGAACUUCUCUUUUCCCUAAUCUCCCCGGAUACGCCUCUGAUCGGCCACGGAAUCGAGAAUGAUCUAAACGCUGUGCGUAUCGUUCACCCAACAGUUAUUGAUACUGUCCUGUUGUUCCCCCAUAAAGCCGGCCUUCCCUAUCGGUACGGUCUCAAAAUGCUUAUGGACCAGCAACUGAACCGAAAGAUUCAACAAGAGACUGGGCCGAAGGUGCUUGGGCAUGAUUCUGCCGAGGACGCUCGAGCGGCAGGUGAACUGGUGCGUCUCCGAGUAAUGCAGGAAUGGACCAAGUUGAAGAAGAGAGGGUGGAAGUCGGUAAAAGGGGAACUCGUUCCACCAGAGCAGUGGUAG